AUGUGUGGUAUUUUCGGCUACAUCAACUACCUCGUUGAGAGGGACCGCAAGUUUAUCCUCGACACUUUGCUCAAUGGUCUCUCGCGGCUUGAAUACCGGGGGUAUGAUUCUGCAGGUCUUGCAGUCGACGGCGACAAGAAGAACGAAGUCUGUGCUUUCAAAGAAGUCGGAAAAGUUGCCAAGUUGAAACAGCUCAUUGAAGAAUCCAAACCCGACCUCGCCAAGUCUUUUGAAUCGCACGCCGGUAUUUCUCACACACGCUGGGCUACUCACGGAACGCCCUCACGCCUGAACUGCCACCCACACAGAUCCGAUGCCAAGUGGGAAUUCUCUGUAGUCCACAAUGGCAUUAUCACAAACUACAAGGAGCUUAAGGCUCUGUUGGAAAGCAAGGGUUUCCGAUUUGAGACGGAGACCGACACUGAAUGCAUUGCCAAGCUUACAAAGUAUUUGUACGACCAGCAACCGGACAUUGACUUCACUGUGUUGGCCAAGGCUGUUGUGAAAGAACUUGCAGGCGCCUUCGGUCUCUUGAUUAAGUCUGUGCAUUACCCCCAUGAAGUGAUUGCCGCUCGUAAGGGUUCUCCUCUUGUGAUUGGCGUGAAGACUUCGAGGAAGAUGAAGGUGGACUUCGUGGAUGUGGAAUAUUCCGAGGAUGUUGCUCUUCCUGCUGAGCAGGCUUCCCAGAAUGCCGCCAUCAAGAAUUCUGCUACUAGUCUCCUCGCCCCCCCUGAUAAGUCUCUUCUCCAUCGCUCCCAGUCUCGUGCGUUCCUGUCCGACGAUGGAAUUCCCCAGCCCGCCGAGUUCUUCUUGUCGUCUGAUCCGUCGGCAAUUAUCGAGCACACUAAGAAAGUUCUAUAUCUCGAGGACGAUGACAUCGCCCAUAUCCACGAAGGCCAACUCAACAUUCACCGCCUGACAAAGGACGAUGGAACAUCCAACGUUCGUGCUAUCCAAACUAUUGAGCUUGAAUUGCAAGAAAUUAUGAAAGGAAAGUUCGACCACUUCAUGCAGAAGGAAAUUUUCGAACAACCCGAGUCCGUGGUAAACACAAUGAGAGGUCGCCUGGACGUUGCCAACAAGCAAGUUACAUUGGGAGGACUUCGACAGUACAUCUCGACCAUUCGUCGUUGCAGGAGGAUUAUAUUCAUUGCUUGCGGUACCAGUUACCACUCUUGCAUGGCAGUUCGGGGGGUCUUCGAAGAGCUCACCGAAAUCCCAAUUGCCGUCGAGCUUGCGUCUGACUUCUUGGACAGACAGGCACCUGUCUUCCGUGAUGAUACAUGCGUGUUCGUUUCUCAAUCUGGCGAAACCGCUGAUUCUCUAAUGGCUCUCCGUUAUUGCCUUGAACGCGGAGCCUUGACUGUUGGUAUUGUCAAUGUUGUUGGGUCUUCCAUUUCUCUUCUCACUCAUUGUGGUGUCCACAUCAACGCUGGGCCCGAAAUCGGUGUUGCUUCGACCAAAGCUUACACGUCCCAGUUCGUUGCUAUGGUCAUGUUCGCUCUUUCUCUUAGCGAGGAUCGGGCUUCGAAGCAGAAGAGACGGGAGGAGAUUAUGGAAGGCCUUUCUAAGGUUUCCGAACAAUUUAAGGAGAUAUUGAAACUAAACGAGCCUAUAAAGCAAAUGUGCGAACGCUUUUUCAAGAACCAGAAGAGCUUGCUUCUGUUGGGAAGAGGCGGCCAGUUUCCCACCGCUCUGGAAGGUGCGCUCAAGAUCAAGGAGAUUUCAUAUCUGCAUUGCGAGGCCGUCAUGUCUGGUGAGCUGAAACAUGGUGUCCUUGCUCUCGUUGACGAGAAUCUCCCCAUUAUUAUGAUUUUGACCCGGGAUGGCCUCUUUACCAAGUCACUAAAUGCCUACCAACAAGUUAUUGCUCGCAGCGGUCGCCCAAUUGUGAUAUGCAAUAAGGAUGACCCUGAAUUCUCCUCGGCCCAAACCGAGAAGAUCGAGGUACCGAAGACCGUUGAUUGCCUCCAGGGGCUCCUCAACGUCAUUCCACUCCAGUUGAUUUCCUACUGGCUUGCUGUCGGAGAGGGACUCAACGUUGAUUUCCCUCGAAACCUUGCGAAAUCCGUUACCGUUGAGUAA
This is a messenger RNA of Aspergillus puulaauensis, 2085 nucleotides long. It is a transcript of the gene gfa1, whose product is annotated as glutamine--fructose-6-phosphate transaminase (isomerizing) GFA1. Gene Ontology annotation, biological process: fructose 6-phosphate metabolic process; UDP-N-acetylglucosamine metabolic process; protein N-linked glycosylation. The coding region runs from base 1 to 2085 and encodes 694 amino acids. NCBI's taxonomy places the organism in Eukaryota, Fungi, Ascomycota, Eurotiomycetes, Eurotiales, Aspergillaceae. The record is from RefSeq and is a predicted model, not a curated record. The transcript has 5 exons. Gene Ontology annotation, molecular function: carbohydrate derivative binding; L-glutamine:D-fructose-6-phosphate transaminase (isomerizing) activity.